UGAUCAAAAAAUUCAUUUUAUUCUUGGAUCUAAAAAUAAUGGCGGAGGAUAAGUACAAUCUGAAAAAUCCAGCGGUGAAGAGGAUUUUGCAGGAGGUCAAAGAGAUGCAUUCCAAUCCUUCCGAUGAUUUUAUGAGCCUACCUCUCGAGGAAAACAUAUUUGAAUGGCAAUUUGCAAUUAGGGGACCCCAAGAUUCGGAGUUUGAGGGAGGAAUAUAUCAUGGAAGGAUCCAGUUGCCUGCUGAAUAUCCUUUCAAGCCUCCUUCAUUUUUGCUGUUGACGCCAAAUGGUCGAUUUGAAACUCAAACCAAGAUAUGCUUGAGCAUUUCAAGUCAUCAUCCUGAGCACUGGCAACCAUCUUGGAGUGUCCGGACUGCUUUGGUAGCACUAAUUGCAUUUCUGCCCACCAACCCAAACGGUGCACUGGGAUCAUUGGACUAUCCAAAGGAAGUAAGGCGGUCUCUAGCAAUUAAAUCUCGUGAAGCUGGCCCAAAGUUUGGGUCUUCUGAACGCCAAAAGCUUAUUGACGAGAUUCACGAAUAUAUGCUAAGCAGGGUACCUGCAAUUCCUCAAGAAAACACUACAAAGGCUUCUGAAGUUCCAAAUGAUAACAAUGAGCGUGAAAAUCAAGAGAGUGCUCGAAAUGCAUCUCCCGAGAUCAUUGAGGCAGUAGAUGAUGGUAACGUUGAAGAAGCAAAUGAAACAUCUUCAAAUGGAAAUACUGUUCAGACAUCACAACCUGCACCUGUAGCGUACUCAACCGAGCAGCAGCUGGUGCAUAAGCCAGAAGCCGGACAUUCCAAGCUGGCUGAUGACCGCUUCUUCACAUUUGCAGCUGUUGGGCUUACCGUUGCCAUAGUUGUUCUUCUUUUGAAGAAGUUUAUGAAAGCUAACGGGUAUGGAACUGUCUUCAUGGAUGAGUCGUGAACCACGGUAAAUAGGAGUUGAAUAUGCAUAAAGGUAGUAGAUGUAAAAAAGUGGAAGGGAUAUUCAUACUCCAAAUUGCGUUGAGAACGAAAAAUUAUGUAAUCUAGGUUAUUCAGUAUCUUAUUUCAUUUUAAUUUCAAAACAUGGACACGUAUAUGUAUAACUUUCUUUUUUCGACUGAGAAAUAUUGUAGAGGAUGAAAAACGAUGUAUUCAUGAAGUACAAAAACUAAAGAUCUUAUAAUCACUUCUCACAA
This is a messenger RNA of Olea europaea var. sylvestris, 1182 nucleotides long. Its product is annotated as ubiquitin-conjugating enzyme E2 32-like. The coding region runs from base 39 to 926 and encodes 295 amino acids. The transcript is spliced from 5 exons. NCBI's taxonomy places the organism in Eukaryota, Viridiplantae, Streptophyta, Magnoliopsida, Lamiales, Oleaceae. The record is from RefSeq and is a predicted model, not a curated record.